Molecule: messenger RNA, 2306 nt
Organism: Chlamydomonas reinhardtii
Lineage: Eukaryota; Viridiplantae; Chlorophyta; Chlorophyceae; Chlamydomonadales; Chlamydomonadaceae
Exons: 10
Coding region: 173-1141 (322 amino acids)
Biological process (GO): protein phosphorylation
Cellular component (GO): cytosol; nucleus; protein kinase CK2 complex
Molecular function (GO): ATP binding; protein serine/threonine kinase activity
Source: RefSeq, a predicted model, not a curated record
GACUUCGUUCCCCACGUCGAUGCGUUCCCUGGCCCGGCUUACUCGGUCUCAUUGCCCUAAUAACUGCGGACUCUCUAUUUCGUCCAUCGGCAGCAUCGCGCGUUGCUCCUCGGUACUGAGGGCGCAAGGGAUAGAGGGGCGGCCUCGCGGCCCCUCUGUGCCGCAGGCGGUGAUGGCGCAGCGGUACUCGAAAGCAUACCGCUCCAAAGAGGGCGCUCCUUCCGUGGCGAGGGUCUACCCGGACGUGUGCGAGAAGGCACCGGCGGAAUACAGCGCCUAUGAGCAACUAAAGAUCAGCUGGGGCGACCAGGAUAACUAUGAGGUCGUGCGCAAAGUGGGCCGGGGCAAGUACAGCGAGGUGUUCGAGGGCAUCAACGUGGUGAACGGCUCCAAAUGCAUCAUCAAAAUUUUGAAGCCGGUCAAGAAGAAGAAGGUGCUGCGUGAGAUCAAAAUUCUGCAGAACAUCACCGGCGGCCCCAGCAUCAUCGGCCUCUUAGACGUGGUCCGCGACCCCGAGUCCAAGACGCCCAGUCUCAUCUUUGAGUACGUCAACAACCAGGACUUCAAGGUGCUGUACCCCACCCUGACAGACAUCGACAUCCGCUUCUACGUCUACCAGCUGCUCAGGGCUCUGGACUACGCCCACAGCCACGGCAUCAUGCACCGCGACGUCAAGCCGCACAACGUCAUGAUCGACCACGCCAAGAAGCAGAUCUACGACUACAGCCUGGACAUGUGGAGCCUGGGCUGCAUGCUGGCCGCCAUACUGUUCCGCAAGGACCCCUUCUUCUGCGGCCACGACAACUACGACCAGCUGGUCAAGAUCGCGCGGGUGCUGGGCACUGACGACCUGUACAGCUACCUACAGAAGUACGGCAUCGUGCUGGACCCGCAGCUGGAGGCGCUGGUGGGCACGCACUCCAAGAAGGCCUGGCAGCGCUUCGUGACGCCCGACAACACCCACCUGGUGUCGCCCGAGGCCAUUGACUUUGUGGACAAGCUGCUGCGAUACGACCACCAGGAGCGGCUGACGUGCCGCGAGGCCAUGGCCCACCCCUACCUGGCGCCCAUCCGCGCAGCUGAGGCGGCGGAGGCGGCCGCCAGCGGCGCGGCCGGCGGCAGCGGCAGCGGCGGGCACUGAGCGCGCAGCGUGCCGCGAGCCGGGGCAGAGGUCGCGGCGCCAGCAAUGGGAGCAGCAGCGGGCGACGGAAGAGGCAGUGACGGCAGUGGCAGGGGCCGGCAGCGGCUGUCAACGGCAGCUGCAAGUGGCAGUGGCAGGCGGCAGUAGCGGGUGGCAGCAGGGUCGCAGCAGCGGGGGGCUGUAGCGGGUGGCAGCAGCGGGAGGCUGUAGCGCGAGGGUGUAGCGGGCACUGCGCGAGUCAACGCUGCCUGCGCUGAUGUGGCAACUGCUGUCGGCGGCGGGUGGAGCCGCGCGGAAGCUGCUGCCCGGAGGGGGCGGUGAUAUGCAACGCAAUGGAAUGCAGUGGCGGCGUGAUGACGCUGCGGUAGGCUGUGCAAUGUGCUGAGAAUGCGGGCUUGUGGGCUGGGGCGGGGCCUAUGGGGGCCUUGGGGGCGGCGGCAGGGAGCGCCCGGCUUUGUGUGACCCCCUGCUGAGCUGUGUACGAGUGCUUGCUUUGUGUGGAGCAAUACAGCACAGAUGUCGCAUGUGCCAACACGUGGCAUGCGAACGCGUGCGGUGAUGAAGCGGCGAAUGCGACUGGCCACGGAAAUUGUACGGCUUUCGCACAGCUGCUGGUGUGAUACGAGUUAGUUAGCCUCGAUAAGACUUGUUACACGGUAGUUGAUUGGUCAAGCUUUGCUCAAGAACGGCUGUGGGCAAGUAUGGUAGCGCCAAUGCCCUCUCCCACAGUGCGCUAUUGCAGCGAGGCAGCAGAUGCCGUCUGCGGGUGUUGCUUGGUGCUGCUGCUCGAUGCAGCUUGUGUUGCAGCAGCUUGGAAACAAAACUGGCGUGUUGCCAUUAUUAUUGCUCCAACUGCUAAGCGCAUUAGCACAUGUGCUGCGCGGGCCGCACGGCGGGCAUGUGUCCGUGUCCGUGUGCGUUGUGUGAUAGGCUGGAUGCACGGACGUACCGUACGCAUCCAGUUGUGUGCUGGGGCAGUUGGGCAGGCGGAGGUGCGGAGGGGAGGGUGUUCUGAUGCAUGCGCUAUGCUGUCGGCACGCCACAGACACACGACGCUGCUGUGGCUCUGCUAGCGCGGCAGUGGUGAAUGUCCCGUGAUGUGGUCUGCGUGGCAGGGCCAAGGGCAGGGCCGCCAGGGCGGGGCUGUAAGCAUGAAGCGGCGCGC